This is a messenger RNA of Tripterygium wilfordii, 1830 nucleotides long. RefSeq names its product probable terpene synthase 6. The record is from RefSeq and is a predicted model, not a curated record. Gene Ontology annotation, molecular function: terpene synthase activity; magnesium ion binding. Gene Ontology annotation, biological process: diterpenoid biosynthetic process. Lineage: Eukaryota; Viridiplantae; Streptophyta; Magnoliopsida; Celastrales; Celastraceae. The transcript is spliced from 7 exons. Bases 1 to 1830 code for a protein of 609 amino acids.
AUGGCAACACUGACAGCAGUGCCUUUAGGUUUACCAUCCCACACCAAGCAAGUAAUUUCACCUCCACUUUGGAAUAAACCUGCCGUCUUCGCCACUGGGUUUUCCACUGGCUUCACUAUGAACAAGUCACCAAGAAGGCCUAAUUAUCAGGUGCAAGCUUCCACCAAGACGGAUCAAGAAAUUUUGCGUAAACGCGCAAACUUCGCUCCCAAUAUGUGGGGUGAUCAUUUUAAUACCAUCACCUCUUCCACCUUUUCGGUAGGGAUUAUGCAGCAUUAUCAAUCAAUAGAAUAUGAAUCAUACACAAGAGAGGUAAAUGUUCUAAAAGAAGAAGUGAAGGAUAUGUUAAUGGCUGCAACAAGGAAUCCAGUCCAGAAUAUUCAUUUGAUUGACUUGCUAUCUAGGCUGGGACUGGCAUAUCACUACGAAACUGAGAUUGAACUCCAAUUACAUCACAUAUUUUACGGCGAAGAUAACAUUUUCCGCGAUCAUGACUAUGAUUUGGAUACUAUGGCUCGUCUGUUCCGGUUAUGUCGACAGUAUGGAUAUGACAUAUCUUGUGUUGUGUUCAAUAAAUUCCUGGAUGGUGAAGGAAAGUUGAAGGCAAAUCUUGUGAGCGAUACAAAAGCAAUGUUGAAUUUGUAUGAAGCUUGUCAUGUUAGCCUGCUUGGAGAAGAUAUUCUAGACAAAGCCCUUUCGCUUACGACUACUCAUUUGAAGGCCUUGGUGAAGGAGACAAGCCAGCAUCUGGCACAACAUAUAAUGAAUGCCUUGGAGCAGCCCUUCCACAAGGGUGCGCCAAGAUUAGAGGCAAGAAAGUAUAUUGCUUUCUAUGAGAAAGAGGAGUGUAGGCAUGACAAGAUUCUCAAAUUCGCAAAGUUGGACUUCAAUCGAGUGCAAUUAUUAUACCAACAGGAACUCAACCAUCUCACCAGUUGGUGGAAGGAUACCAAUCUGGCUUCCGAGUGCCCUUACACCAGAGAUAGAAUUGUGGAGAUGUAUGGAUGGGCAGCAAUAUCAACAUUCGAGCCAUAUUAUGGACGGGCCAGAAUUAUUUAUACCAAAACGAUAAUGUUGCAGUCUGCAAUGGAUGACGGAUAUGACUCCUACGGCACACCUGAAGAACUUGAAAGUUUUACAGAGGCUAUUCAAAGGUGGGAUAUGUCUGCGAUGGAUCUGCUACCAGAUUAUUUAAAGAAUUAUUAUCGCAUUCUCCUAAAUCAUUAUGAAGAGUUAGACAAAGAAAUGACCGCUGAAGGAAGACCUUAUAGUGUCUCUCGCUUAAAGGAAUUGGUUAAGGAAGUUUCAGAUGCCUAUCAUAAGGAAACUCAGUGGUUUGACAAAGGAUAUAUUCCCCCAUUUAAUGAAUACAUGAUGACUGCACGUAUAACAGGUUCUUGUCAAGUAAUUACAGCGGCAUCUUUUGUUGGGAUGGAAAAUGCAACAGCUGAUGCAUUUGAAUGGUUGCAAAGUAGUCGCAGACUUAUAAUGGCAGUCAACACAAUCCUUCGUCUUACCAAUGACAUCCUAUCUCAUAAGCGUGAGCAAACAACUGGGGAAUCUGCUUCGAGCAUUGAAUGCUAUAUGAGGCAAUAUAGUCUCUCAGAAGAGGAGGUGAUUGAAAAUUUUGAAAAGACGAUUGCCAAUCAGUGGAAGAUCAUCAACGAGGAGUUUAUGAAGCCAACUCCUAUCUCAAAUCAUCUCGUAUCGGUAGCCAUAAACCAGGCACGCAGCUGCGGACCAUGGUUCCAAUUUGGAGAUGCAUAUACAGAACCAGAAUAUGCCAAGGAUAUAAUCUCCUUAAUGUUCAUAGAAAAAAUCCACAUAUAA